CUAGGUAUGUUAGGCGCUAGCAAGCUGCGCUGAUCUCGUCAUCCGUCAACUCAUUCCCGGCUAUACAGACAUCGCCUAAUACCACUUUUUAUUCAUGCGCAUCAUUUCGUCCGUCUAUCCAACUAUUGCCUACCUAUAUCCCAUGUCAAAUACCUCUAUGCGUCGCCUAGUUGCACCUCCAAUUCCAGUAUACCAAGAGUCCCAUAGCCACCAGUCUGGCAGGAUUCUGCGCCCACUCAUUGCCAGCCAAGACGAUGCCGUCCUAUUCCGCCAUCAGGAACCAGGAAUCCCCAACAGUAUGAUGUUAUGUGCGUCAACCAAGACGGCGUGCCAUACCUCGCCUCAUCGCCUGUCCUUUCCUCGCCAUGAUCCCUGCCGAUGUCGAAUACCCUGCCCGCCCCCAACAAAGAGUCGCCAGAACUGAUUUGAAGCUGGCAACCAUCCCGGGGCCCUCACCUGAGUUACAUAUUCGUACCAGGAUAUAUAUUCCAUCCCAAUAACCGGCGCCGAUCACCCCACCGGGGCAGCCCUCGAACCCUGUCGAUAGCACGGGAUGAUAACCCACAUGCGGUCCCAGCCACCCCGAUUUCGUAAUCUUCUAGAA
This is a messenger RNA of Eremomyces bilateralis CBS 781.70, 604 nucleotides long. RefSeq lists its product as uncharacterized. NCBI's taxonomy places the organism in Eukaryota, Fungi, Ascomycota, Dothideomycetes, Eremomycetales, Eremomycetaceae. The record is from RefSeq and is a predicted model, not a curated record. The transcript has a single exon. Bases 95 to 424 code for a protein of 109 amino acids.